Molecule: messenger RNA, 873 nt
Organism: Antrostomus carolinensis (chuck-will's-widow)
Lineage: Eukaryota; Metazoa; Chordata; Aves; Caprimulgiformes; Caprimulgidae
Product: receptor expression-enhancing protein 4
Exons: 6
Biological process (GO): endoplasmic reticulum tubular network organization
Cellular component (GO): cytoplasmic microtubule; endoplasmic reticulum membrane; endoplasmic reticulum tubular network
Molecular function (GO): microtubule binding
Source: RefSeq, a predicted model, not a curated record
AUGGGGCUGGCACCUGGCUCUUCCCAAAUCCCUUUUCCCGGUGGAUUUGGGGCUGGCAUGAUGCUGGAGAAGCUCCGAGCCAAACUGGGGCGCUGGGGCCGGCAGCUCUGCUAUUCCCUGCUGCUGCUGCUCUACGCGGGCUGGCCCGCCUGCCUCCCCCCCCCUCUCUGUUACAGGCUGCUCUUCGGGCUGCUCUACCCUGCCUACGCUUCCUACAAGGCUGUCAAGACCAAAAACAUCCGGGAAUAUGUUCGAUGGAUGAUGUACUGGAUCGUCUUCGCUCUCUUCAUGGCCACUGAGACCUUCACUGACCUGCUCAUCUCCUGGUUUCCCUUUUAUUACGAGGUUAAAAUGGCUUUUGUCAUCUGGCUGCUCUCACCCUACACCCGGGGGGCCAGUCUGCUCUACCGCAAGUUCAUACACCCCACGCUGGCCCGCAAGGAGAAGGAGAUCGACACGUACAUCAUCCAGGCCAGGGAGCGCAGCUACGAGACGAUGGUGCGCUUCGGCAAGAGGGGCCUCAACCUGGCAGCCACGGCCGCGGUCCAGGCGGCUGCCAAGAGCCAGGGCGCGUUGGCCGGGCGGCUCCGCAGUUUCAGCAUGCAGGACCUGCGCUCCAUCCCCGACGAAGCCCCCGUGCAUUACCGGGACCCCCUGUACCUGGAGGAGCAAGAGGAGCAGGAGACCCGCCGGCAGCUGCUGGCCUACAGCACAUCAUCAACCUGCCGGCAGUGUGAGAGUGAGACGGAGGAUGAGGAGCUCUGGUCAGACUCAAGGGUCUCUCCAGAGCCUUUGUCCCACAACUGGGACCCCAAACCCCUCUCCCGCAGCCAGAGCCUGCGCACGGUGAGGAAGAAGGCACCAGGAAAAGAG